AUGCAAGCCAAACAAAAUGCUGCUAAACUUAGAAUGUUAUACAAUGCUAAAAAACAGCAGUUAGCAGAUAUUAUCGCAAAAGAUCUUCAGGAUGAUCCUGCUUUAGAAAUUAGCCGGAAUUUGUCUGUAGCCCAUGCACAAGCUAAAGAUCGAUUUCAUGUAGCUAUGAAUAAGCUACGCGAAGAAAAUCUAAAUAAAGCUCUUAUACAACAUGAAAUUCAGGAACGGAUUAAAGAAGUUAGAAAUGCUGAGAAAAAACGUGCUGCUUUAAUUGCUUCUCUACCACCACCCAAGGAUAUACUUGAUGAAGAAAGUUUAAAAAAACCUAAACCGGCUGAUGAAGCCUUAGUUCUUGUGUAUGAUCUUGAAGCUAGAAACACAAUACAUACACAGAAUGUACCAUCGAAAAUAGUUGUAAAAAAUGAAAAAGUCGAUGACGAGAAAGAGAUUGAACAUAAUAAACCUCAAAAUGCUAAUAUUUCGGCAUACGAAGAAGAACAACGUACACAAGCAGUUGAGCGUAUAAAUGCUCUUCGUGCUAGUGAAAACCUUAUCAAAGCUGAUGUGCGUGGACGUCAGGCAAUGAAAAAAGAACGUGUCCGUCAAUAUUAUCGAGCUUUACUGGAUCGUUUGGAUGAAAUCAAACGUAAUGAGACUUUACUUCGUAGAAAUCAAUUAUAUUCCGGAAAUGUUGAAAAUUCUCAUGUACCUAUAAGUGGUCAUUUGGAUGAUUCUGCUGUAAAUCGUCGAAUGGAAAAAGUUUUCGAGGUAUUUAUCACUUCUUUUUGA
Molecule: messenger RNA, 789 nt
Organism: Schistosoma turkestanicum
Lineage: Eukaryota; Metazoa; Platyhelminthes; Trematoda; Strigeidida; Schistosomatidae
Source: the annotation of a GenBank genome assembly